Molecule: messenger RNA, 4262 nt
Organism: Parasteatoda tepidariorum (common house spider)
Lineage: Eukaryota; Metazoa; Arthropoda; Arachnida; Araneae; Theridiidae
Source: RefSeq, a predicted model, not a curated record
UGCCAUCCCCUCCAGAGAGGAUCAAAAUUGUGAUGGCAUGUCUUCGGAUCAUCCUCCGGGAUGUUUCCCAGACCGUCGCCAAUAGCCCAUUGUGCUGCUCUACUGCGACGUAAAUUCACAACCAAUCAAGAAAACCAUCUCCUUUUAUACAAUCAGCGAGCUGUAAGCGCAACCAAGACUGAGCUCCAAAAAUGCCCGUCAGUAAUCAUCAUCAAGAAAAGCGUAACGAUUUUAAGGCUCUUUAUAUGGAAGAUGGAUAUCUUAAAAUAUUCUAUAUUACCUAUAAAUAUAUAGAAAAUUCUAUUUUGUUUAAAAAUAUGUUCUAAUUUACGGAGUGUUGACUCAGAAUGUGAUCAAUGCACUUUCAAUCAUCGUCGAGAGAAAAGGAUCAUCAAUUUAGGCUCUCAUUCUUCCUCGAUCGCAAUCAGGGGUGUGUUAAAUGUGAACUGUGAUAAUGUUCCUGAACGACACAAAAAUAGUGCGUGCUUAAAACUCAUGUGUGUGAAUUUGGAGAUGGAAACGCGACUUCGUUAGUGAAAUACUAUACUCGCAAAAGAUUUCCCAAUCAUAUUCUCAAUAGCAUCUUUAGAAUUGCAUAUGCGGUUUUCUACAAUGCAGUAUGAAUGCUCUCUUAAGAAAAUGAGAGGUUGAUAUUCUAUAAUAGCUUACUCUACUUUCUAUAAACUGUCCUAAGAUUCUGGACAUCAGGUGUGUUGAAGUAGGCAACCGAUAACGUAACCAACGCUCAAAUCUGUGCUUAAUUGUUGAAAAAAUCUUUGCUGAGAAACUAUAUUAAAACAUACUUUCUUACUUAUACCGAAGACGACUUUAAUAAACCCUAUUUGUGUAAAGAAAAUCAUAUAUUGUUUUUGAUUUGCCCCUACAUGGAUUAAAUUUAUUAGCCUGCAUAUCCAUAAUCUUAAAUAAAUGUGAAGUGAAUUACCAGCAUAGUAACGGAAGCAAUAUAGAGAGCGCUUAACAAAGGUUAUUUCCAUGCAGAUCUAAUUCAAAUAUUAUCUUCUAUAUACAGAAAAAAAAUUGAUAUGAGUGAUAAAAUAUCUUCUUGCUGACAGUAACUAAAAUUCAUAUUGUGCAUGCAUAUAUCUUUUUCUUUUUUUAAAGAUUAUGUUUUUGGUUAAUUGAAUCUAAUACAUGAAAUUGUACAUUAUUCUGCUGUUUCCUGUGAUAAAAAAACAAGGUGAAAUAAUUUAGUUUAAUAAUAUCAUGCUAAUAAUUUAGUAUCUAUAUAGUAAUAAUUUAGUAUCUUGGUAAUUUAAUUUAAAUUCACAAAUGCGUCUAUUAAUAAAUCAUGUGCCUGCUGUAAGGUGAUCAUAUUUCCACAGUAUUAUAUGUUACUUAAGUAAAAAUUUGGUCAAAGUUAGUGACUUGAUACAGCAUGCUCUUUUUUGUAUCAUAUGUUAUUAAAAGCCUAAUUUAAUUCAAAAUAGGUAUCAUCCUGUAAGUAAACCUUAUUCUUUUUAUUCUGAAAAUGGUUUUUCAGGAAAAAGUAUGAGUAAAUACUAAAAUUCAUUUUGGUAAAAAAACUUAUUCCUGUAGCAUAUAAAAUAAGAGUUUUUUACAAAUGUUCAUACUGGUGAGAAACCUCAUUCUUGUAAUUUAUGUAAUAAGAGUUUUUCGCAAAAAUUUAAUCUCACUAGACACAAUCCUGUUCAUACUGGUAAGAAGCCUUAUUCUUGUAGUACAUGUAAUGAAAUUUUUUCACUAAAAAGUAGUCUGAUCAAACACAUUCAUAUUCGUACUGGUGAGAAACCUUAUUCUUGUACUAUAUGUAAUAAAAAGUUUCACACAAAAAUGAAAUCUCACUAUACACAGUCGUGUUCAUACUGGUGAGAAGCCUUAUUCUUGUAGUAUAUCUAAUACGAGUUUUUCGAUGAGAAUAACUCUGAAACAACACUGUCUUGUUCAUACUGGGAAGAAAUCUUAUUCUUGCAGUACAUGUGAUAAAAAAAUUUCACAGAAAAAACAUCUCACUACACAUGGUCGUGUUCAUAAUGGUGAGAAGCCUUAUUCUUGUAAUAUAUGUAAUAAGAGUUUUUCAAGGAGAGGGACUCUGAAUCAACACUGCCGUGUUCAUACUGGGGAGAAACCUUAUUCUUGUAGUGUAUGUAAUAAGAGUUUUUCAAUGAAAGGUACUCUGAAUCAACACUGUCGUGUUCAACCUGGGGAGGAACCUUAUUCUUGUAGUAUAUGUAAUAAAAAUUUUUCACAUAAAGAUAGUCUUAAAAAACACAGUCUUGUUCAUACUGGUGUGAAGCCUUAUUCUUGUAAUAUAUGUAAUAAGAGUUUUUCACAAAAACGUAGUCUGACAGAACACAGUCGUGUUCAUACUGGUGAGAAACCUUAUUCUUGUACUAUAUGUAAUAAAAAAUUUUCACGAAAAAGAAAUCUCACUCUACACGGUCAUAUUCAUACUGGUGCGAAGCCUUAUUCUUGUACUAUAUGUAAUAAAAGGUUUUCUCAAGAAGGUAAUCUGACAAGACACAGUCGUUUCCAUACUGGUGAGAAGCCUUAUUCUUGUAGUAUAUGUAAUAAGAGUUUCUCAGAAAGAGGGACUCUGAAUAAACACAGUCUUGUUCAUACUGGUAAGAAGCCUUAUUCUUGUAGUAUAUGUAAUAAGAGUUUUUCUCAAAACGGUAAUCUGACAAAACACAGUCGUUUUCAUCAUGGUGAGAAGCCUUAUUCUUGUAAUUUAUGUAACAAGAGUUUUUCAGAGAAAGGGAAUCUGAAUUUACACUCUCAUGUUCAUACUGGGUUGAAACCUUAUUCUUGUGGCAUAUGUAAUAAAAGUUUUUCAUUAAAAGGUAGUUUAGAAAUACACAGUCGUGUUCAUACUGGGGAGAAACCUUAUUCUUGUAGUGUAUGUAAUAAAAGUUUUUCACUUAAAGAUAGACUGAAAAUACACAGUCUUGUUCAUACUGGUGAGAAGCCUUAUUCUUGUAGCAUAUGUAAUAAGAGUUUUUCACAAAAAGGUAGUGUGAAAAUACACAGUCGUGUUCAUACUGGUGAGAAACCUUAUUCUUGUUGUAUAUGUAAUAAGAGUUUUUCGGAAAGAGGGACUUUGAAUAAACACUGUUUUGUUCAUACUGGUGAGAAACCUUUUUCUUGUAAUAUAUGUAAUAAGAGUUUUUUAGAAAAAGGGAAUCUGAAUAAACACAGUCUUGUUCAUACUGGUGAGAAGCCUUAUUCUUGUAGUAUAUGUGAUGAGAGCUUUUCACAAAAAGGUAGUCUGACAGAACACAGUCGUGUUCAUAUUGGUGAGAAGCCUUAUCCUUAAAUUUCUGGAAAAAGUCAUCUCACUAAAUGCGGUAGUGUUCAUAUUAAAGAAAAGUCUUAUUCUUGUAGUAUAUGUAAUAAGAGUUUUUUACAUUGAGUGACUCUGAAUAGACACUGUUGUGUGCAUACUGGUGAGAAACCUUAUUCAUGUAUUACAUAUUAUAAGAGUAUCUCACAAAAAGUAAUCUUACAGUUCACAGGCGGUGCUCAUACUGGUAAGAAGCCUUAUUCUUGUAGUGUAUGUAACAAGAGUUUUUCAUUAAGAGGUAGUUUAACUGAACAAAGUCCUCUUCUUAGUGGUAAGAAACUUCACUCAUGUUAUGUACGUAAUAAAGCUUUUUCAAGAAAGAACUAUCUAACUAGUCAGUCGUGUUCACGCUAUUUAAAAACCAUAUGCUUGUUAAAAGUUUUUUUUUUCACUUAAGGUCCAUCUAAUUUAUUGUUGUUUUAUUCACACUGGUGAAAAAUCUUAUUUUUUUCAUAUGUUUUAAAAAAAAAGAGUUUUUAAUUUUUCACAAGCUAACUUUACUGUUUGGUGAUUUUGCUGGUGAGAAACCUUUUUAUUGUAGUAUAAUGAAUAAGAGUUUUUCUCAAAAAUGUCAUCUGAUUAAAUACAGUAUUGUUUAUUCUAUUGACACACCAUAUUUUUGAAGUCUGUAAUAAAUUAGUUUUUUUUUUAAAUAACAAGGAUCUAAAUGUUUGCAUUCAUGUUCAUAUUGUUUUCAAUUUACCCCUUAAUUACUGGAUUAUAUUACUUUAUUUACAACCAGUUAAGUUUGACUAAGAUAUAAAAUGUGAUUUAUUUUCUUAUCAUUUGAAUCCUGAGUUCAAGUUAAUAUGUUUUUUCAAUGAAAAGAAAAGAUUUCUUGCAACUUUUAUUAAAAUUAUUUGUAGCAUCUUUUAUUUAAUAAAUCUUUUCUAACACAUGUUGUACAAUUGCUUUAAUAAAAGUAGCUGUUGUAGUUUUA